Carassius carassius (crucian carp) is the source of this 1243-nucleotide messenger RNA. RefSeq names its product superkiller complex protein 8-like. Gene Ontology annotation, molecular function: protein binding. The record is from RefSeq and is a predicted model, not a curated record. The transcript is spliced from 10 exons. NCBI's taxonomy places the organism in Eukaryota, Metazoa, Chordata, Actinopteri, Cypriniformes, Cyprinidae. The coding region runs from base 215 to 1132 and encodes 305 amino acids. Gene Ontology annotation, cellular component: Cdc73/Paf1 complex.
UGUAACAAAUCUAAAGGAUUCUCGGAUUUUAUUUAAAACCUCUCCAGGACGCGUCGAAGCCUUACAAAGGCAGUAUAUUUAGUCAUAAACUAAGCUACGCUAGCAGUUUUGCAUGAAGUGAGUUCAUGAACCCAUCACAGUAACUCACACACGCGCUUAGAAACAUUAAAAAAGAAGCUCGUUUCCAUUACAAAAAGAUUUUGAUACGGAGACUAUGAGCACACAGUACAGUAUACUAUUCAAGCAGGAGCAUGCUCAUGAAGAUGCCAUCUGGACGGCAGCAUGGGGUCGCAGCGAGAAAGACGGGUCAGAAACCAUUGUGACUGGCUCUUUGGACGACCUGGUGAAAGUGUGGAAAUGGUGGGAUGAGAAGCUGGAGCUGCAGUGGACGCUGGAGGGUCACCAGCUGGGCGUGGUGUCAGUGGACAUCAGUCAGAACGGAGCCAUCGCUGCCUCCAGCUCUCUAGACGCUCACAUUCGGCUCUGGGAUCUGGAGACGGGCAAACAGAUCAAGUCCAUGGAUGCAGGCCCUGUUGACGCCUGGACGGUCGCCUUUUCUCCUGACUCCAAAUACAUUGCCACCGGCAGCCAUCUGGGGAAGGUCAACAUCUUCGGUGUAGAAAGUGGGAAAAAGGAGCACUCGCUGGACACCAGAGGAAAAUUCAUUCUGAGUAUCGCCUAUAGUCCAGAUGGAAAGUACUUAGCCAGCGGUGCUAUAGAUGGAAUCAUUAAUAUCUUUGAUAUUGCGACUGGGAAACUCCUGCAUACGCUGGAAGGGCAUGCAAUGCCUAUCAGGUCUCUGACUUUCUCUCCAGACUCUCAGCUGCUGGUAACCGCAUCAGACGACGGAUACAUCAAGAUUUAUGACGUGCAGCACGCUAACCUGGCCGGCACUCUCAGUGGUCACGCAUCCUGGGUGCUAAAUGUGGCCUUCUCACCUGACAACACACACUUUGUGUCCAGUUCGUCUGAUAAGAGUGUAAAAGUGUGGGACACGACCAGCAGAUCGUGCGUGAACACAUUCUUUGAUCAUCAAGACCAGGUUUGGAGUGUGAAGUACAACCCCACAGGCUCGAAAAUCGUGUCUGCGGGUGAUGACAGAGCCAUCCACAUUUACGACUGUCCCAUGUGAAUCAGUCACAGCCUCUCAAGUCCACAGCAUACAUGCUAAUUAUUUUUUAUUAUUAUUUCAUUGGCAACCUCAACAUCUGUACAUGGUGAUACAAAUAAAUGUUCUUUUUUU